AUGAACGACAGCGCCAACGAGGCAGCACCACGACCUCCCCGAUUCAGGAACUCCACAAUACACGAGAUACCCUCACCGGGAAUCCAGUCCCAGAGACCCCCGCGUUAUGUCAUCACUCUGGUGGUGGCAUGCAUGAUCGGGUUAGGAAUCGCUAUUGAAGUCGCCCUCCAUAUAUCUCGCACCCAGAAUGGAUUUUAUGUUCCCGAGAAGAACGUCUUCAGUUUCGCCUCCACGCAAUUCUUGACGUCAUUCUUCCCGACAUUGCUAGUCGUUCCCCUCGCAUUUUUUUGGUCCAUCGCCGACUGGAUGCUCCGCUGGUAUCAGCCGUAUAUAACUCUUGCCGAGGGCAGUGCACCUGCUUCGCCCGUGCUUUUUUACUCGUUCAAAUACAAACACUAUCUCGUUUACAUCUCGACAGUUACAGCACUCAUCGUUACUCUGCUGCAACCCCUUGCAGGUUCGCUCUUGGAGGUCCAACAGGUGCCCCACUCCGUGGUGUCUACGGCAAUUAGCACGAGAGCAGUAGCACUCUCCCCUGAUGUCACCCAGCUGGAUGCAUACUUAGCGUCUGCAGGAGUCACUAAACUUAACCUCUUCGGGCAGACAACUACUCCGCUCAAGUCGCCUUCCCCAACGCGUGCUUUGCUAACUUCUCCUUCGGAACUGCUGGACGGGAGCCAGCAGUAUAGUGUCAUCAAUGCUAGCAGCUUUGUCUUUUGGUAUUACUUGCAAGAUACGUCUGCUACCAACGACCCACAAGUUUCGGCCAUCUUUUGUCAGCCCUCAAUGAGAGUCUUCACUAUGUCGACAUCUAUGAACCUGGGUAAUGGCACGUUGGGUGACUGUACGAUACUGCAGAACUUCACGGAACCAAACAAUGUCACGGGAGACCCGCUGAAUAGCCAAAUCUUCAACGGGGUUGUGUUUGACGAACCCAGUAAUAUCUACGUCGCGGCAAGAGCCAUCGCUAUCAACUCCGGCUUGCCAGGAACCGUAUACAAAUAUGCGCCACAGCAGCCCAACGGUAUCCAAUCGGUGUUCGAUGACCCUUACGGGUGGCUUAACGCAACGUCGAAGAUCUACACGCAACACCUUGCGGUGGCCGCGCAAGCUAAUUACUUUGGCCAGACCAACACAACGAUUCCAGCACUGUUAAUAACGGACGCCCCGAGGUUGUUUGUAGAGUGCGUCCCGUCUUCUGCCUUAGCUACGUUCACCUCGCUCAUGUUCUUGAUUGGUAUAGCUGGACUGAUCGUCCACUUGCUACAUGCAAGGUCGCGCCGUAAACUCUGGCUAACGAGUCCCCCGGGCUCGAUCGCAUCCAUCCUGCUGCUGCCUUACGACGAUGAAUCCCGGAAUGCGUUUCACCUGGACCAGCGUACGGGUGCUAUCGUCGCUGAGGAGGGCCGCGGAUUUGACGCCAGCGGCUGGACUGUACUCCCCGAUCUUGGGAUUCCGUUGGACGAGAGUAAUCCUGACGAUAGGCUGAUUCAGGCCCUCUCUGAGACGAACACGAGCGGGAAUGACGCUGCAUCUUGA
Pisolithus orientalis is the source of this 1539-nucleotide messenger RNA. RefSeq lists its product as uncharacterized. NCBI's taxonomy places the organism in Eukaryota, Fungi, Basidiomycota, Agaricomycetes, Boletales, Pisolithaceae. The transcript has 16 exons. Bases 1 to 1539 code for a protein of 512 amino acids. The record is from RefSeq and is a predicted model, not a curated record.